AUGGAAGGGCUGCGCAAGGAACGACUGUUUGGACCGACUGCUGAAGAUGACGUGAACGUUGUAGCGACGGCUGAUUUGAGUGACUGCGAGUCCGAUGCGGAUGAUGAGGAUGUUAUGACCGACAACGCCAUAGCUCCAGAAGGUGUAGAAGACGUAGACGACGUGGAAAUGAAUGAAGGUGAUCUCGACACUGUGACGUUUGAUUUGACUGAUGACGAUCUUCGGACCAUUGCGGAAAGUGGUUGGGUAACCUACGAGGAGGAGCACAGCGGAAAUCUCCAAGUCGACACCGCAACGGACUAUUACGACGGGAAAUAUGGCCCCACCCGUUCUGCUAUCGCCUACGCGGAUUUCCCGUUGGGCAUGUUCUUCUACUUUCUGACCAAGGAACUCUGGAUUCAUAUCGCUGAAGAGACAGAGCUCUACCGACUGCAGAAUAUCCCAGCAAUGGCAAUCUCUCGCCGAGAGAAGUUGCUAGCCCGACAAACCAAGGAUCCGCGCGUGAGUGUGCCUAAUGUGGAGGAUAUUGAAGCAGACUUGAACAAGUUCAAGCCCAUUCAAGCGCAUGAGAUCGUGCUCGUCCUAGCGCUGCUCUUUGCUAGGGUUGUGGCGCCAAUUCGGGAUGGCCUAGCUCACCACUGGUGUACUGACGAGGAUGGGGCUAUUCCGCGCGGAACCUUCUCAGGCUUCAUGAAACGCCGCCGCUUCGAAGACAUUAUGAAGUUCCUGCACUUCAACAACAAUGAGGACGCCGGGGCCCACGCUGACAAGGCAUGGAAAAUUCGACCGGUGCUGCAAGCAGUCGAGAAAACGUUUCGUCGUGGAUAUCGGCUGGGGAAGGUCAUCUCGUUCGACGACGGAAUGAUGCCGAAUCGCAGCAAGUUCAACCCCAUGCGCAUUUUUAUGCCGGACAGGCCCAGCAAGUACGGCACGAAGUUCUACAUGACGUGCUGUCCUGAAACUGCAUACUGUUCUAGGUGA
Molecule: messenger RNA, 981 nt
Organism: Phytophthora sojae
Lineage: Eukaryota; Oomycota; Peronosporomycetes; Peronosporales; Peronosporaceae
Exons: 2
Coding region: 1-981 (326 amino acids)
Source: RefSeq, a predicted model, not a curated record